UGAUUUUCGAAAAUCAGAUGCACGCUUUCGAACAACAGUAGCUGUCAAAUUCGAUAAGCACGUUGUUUUGACAUCUCAGCGCAAUUCAAUCAAGUGUAAUUUCAAUGGUAAUGGUGUAAGUUGUUUUUAGUAACCGAACGAAAAAAAAGCGAGCAGAAAACAUGUUUCUAAAAGUGAUAUCGGCCAAUUUGAGAGGCUCGAUAUGCAGUGCCAUAGGUGCUACAUCAAUACAGACAUUGCCCGUGUCACGAAGUAAACUACUGCAAUCAAUCACAAUUCGUAGUCCAUUGUUACAGUAUUCAACCGAAAAAUCCGCUUCAAGUCUUUCAAAAAGUGCGACCAUCUCCACAGCGGGCAAUAAAAAUGAGCGCUUCUCAGAAGAAGAGAUAAAAGUUUUGAAUAAGGAUCCAGACAGUUUUGGAACGUUAUCAUCUGUUAAGCCACUCAUGCAGGAAAAACCGAUAGAUCAAUCGGAACCCGAAGAAAAAGCAGUUUCAAACCAAAAACCAUCGAAUCGAAAAUCGAUCGAAGAAUAUGAAAAAUUGAUAACAAAUGUGAUCAAAGAGAAGGGUGUGCGGGAAGCGGUUCGAGUAUUCGAAGAUGAAAUGCUUCAAACGGAUCGAAUUUUGGCGCCAGUGAGAAUUUAUGAUUGGCUCAUUGAUGAGUGUUUGCGUUUCAAUCAUUAUGAUAAAGCUUUCGAUCUAUACGAACAAAUGGUGAACCGUGGCUUGAAAAUCUCCCUUCCAACCAUUGAGAAACUAACACUAGCCUUUGAAUUAUCGAGCCUAAGUAUUAAGAAAGUGAAUAGUUUAAGAAAAAUUCUGUCCAAAUACAAAUAUGAAGCCAGCCCAACAAUCUACAACGCAAUGAUUCGAAUUCAUAAUCGCGCCAAACAAUGGCCAACUGGGUUUGAAUUGGCCGAAGAAAUGGUACAACGUAAAAUUGACUACGAAUUCGAUACGAUAAAUUCGAUGCUUGAAGUCUGUAAAUAUGAUCAAAACAAUGGAUUCAAUCGGCUUGUGGAGCUUUGGCAUCAGAUGCACCAAUUGGGAUAUACACCAAACAUGCACACUCUUAACGCAAUUUUGAAUGCAGUGCACAGGUGUGAAAUCAACGAUGCCGAUCAACUUUUGAAAACAGUGGAAUCAAUCAAGACAAAAUGGAAGGCAGCUUCACAAGAAGCCAGUUUAAUCGAGAAUAAUGAAAAUAUCAGAAUAGAAAAUGACUCGAUAAAUGAUGGAAGACCCAAUUUAUUAAAAAUUCCUCCAAAAAUCGGCCGAUUAUUUCCACUGAAGAAUGCAAUCAAGCCCGAAGAACGUUUACUCAUUCUGGGUGGCAUGACUGGAAUCUUGGAAAUGAUGAGAGUUUACGAAAUUUCGCCCACACUUGAUACCAUCAAAUCACUGUUACAAGUCGCACCAAACACGUUAAUCGCCCAACAAAGAGCCAUCCGUUUAUUGAAAAAACACAAUCUUCUACCCGAUUUGCACGUGUUCACUAUAUUGCUAACGAAAGCUUGUGCCAGACAACACUUCAGAGAUGCAUUGGAAAUCAUUGAAAUGAUGUACACACUUGGCGUAGAAGUAGAUCUGGUGAGCUAUGGGCUAUUGUCGAUGACCUGCAAGACAGCCGAAGAGGCUGAGGAGUUUUUCGCUGAAGUCGAACGAAACAAUGUGAAAAUGGAUGAAGACAUCAUGAAUGCCAUGUUGAAAAAUGCUUGCGGCACUGCGAAUAACAAUUUCGUGAUAAGCAUUCUUCGUAAGAUGCAAUCGAAACAAGUUGAACCGCAGGAAGAGGCAGUCAAACUAUUGGAAGAAUAUCAGCAGCAAGUGUUCCGAGAUUUGCGCGCACAGCGAGUGCACAGCAAUCAAACCAGAAAUGAAUGCUUUAAACUAACACGAGAAUGCAAGCAAUUCUUAAAACAUUUUCGGCUAGACAAGCGUUUGCAGAACGAACAAUCGAAACAGAUUAAAGCGCCAGUCAAAGUUGAUCAUCAGCCAAAAAAAUACAAACAAAAGUCAUCAAUAUGAACGAAAUUGAAACCGCAAAAAAUGAAUAUUGAUGAAUUGGCGUAACCUUUUGUGAUGGAAAUGGCAGAAACAACAGAAAAAAUCACAAUCGUUUAAAAUUUUGUCAAUGUUUAUUUUAUUAGUGAAGAAAAUACAUUUAAUAUAACAUUCAAAAUAUAUUUUAGAAAUGUAAAUAUAUCUAUGUCAUAAAAACACUCAAUAAAUUCGAGAGAAAAACAAACGAAAAA
Messenger RNA from Sitodiplosis mosellana (orange wheat blossom midge), 2257 nucleotides. RefSeq lists its product as uncharacterized. Bases 162 to 2030 code for a protein of 622 amino acids. The record is from RefSeq and is a predicted model, not a curated record. The transcript is spliced from 3 exons. Gene Ontology annotation, molecular function: protein binding. Lineage: Eukaryota; Metazoa; Arthropoda; Insecta; Diptera; Cecidomyiidae.